Messenger RNA from Linum tenue, 903 nucleotides. Lineage: Eukaryota; Viridiplantae; Streptophyta; Magnoliopsida; Malpighiales; Linaceae. The record is from the annotation of a GenBank genome assembly.
GAUAAUGGGAACAACAAUUGUUUGAACACCACGGCGAAGUAUAAUGUGCCUUUCAACGGGAUCGAUUACCGUAAUUCUACGCCCACCGGCAGGGCUAGCAAUGGCUUGAUUUUGCCUGACUAUGUUGCGAGGAGGCUGAAUCGCACCGAAAGCCCUCGGCCGAUCAUCUGCCUUAUCCGAAGCUCCGACGAAUACAAACGGGCUAUACUGACCGAGGGCGGCACUUUGGCUUCGGCAAGCUCCGGAAUUUUUGACACAACCGGCCGCCCGCGGUUUGGCGAAGUGAAGUUCUUCGGGGAGGUGUACGAGGACUUGAUUGAUUUACAGGGCCGACAAGCCGCCGCCAGUUUGAUACGCCGCUCCCUCUUUAUAGUGUCCACCGGAAGCUCUGACAUCGCCGACCAACGGGAUCGGCCACCAAUCUCCGACAGCUUCUUUACCGCCUCUGUGACAGCCCAAUAUGUUGGUCUGCUACGGAGUCUAUAUGCAUAUGAAGCAAGGAAGUUUGCCAUUGUGGCACCUCUGCUGAUUGGAUGCAACCCAUCUUCCCGUGCCGAGAACGCAACCGGUGGUGGCGGGUGCAACCAGAGAGGAACUUCGUUGACGCUCGACUUCGUGGAGAGCCUCGCCACAGCGCUGAGAAGGCUGCGUCUGUUGUAUCCCGAUUUCCAGUACUCCAUCUGUAUAAGGGAAAGGGAGGUGAGAGAUGCGUGCUGUGGGAACGGAACCAUGCCCUGCCGGCCAACUUCAACCCUGUGCGGCAACCGCGAGCAGUAUCUGUAUUGGAACCAGUACCAGCUCACUCAGGAGGGCUCCAGGAUCCUUACCGCAGCUUGUUUCAGCAACAACCUCCGAUACGCCGCUCCUAUCAACUUCUACCAGCUUGCUCGUACUACUACCUGA